GUGGCGUCUUUCUGCACCAUGACAGACAUGCAGAGGGCCGAGGCACUCCACAUCUCACAGGAACUGACCAGACGCGUUGCUGCAGCUGAGGGGGCCGCCCUGGAGGCAGGGAACAUCUCUCCCUCCACUCUGACUGGUAAAGUCAACCAACUGGAGGUGAUCCUGACUCAACUGCAGUAUGACCUCAGAAAGGAGAAGGAGGACAAGGUGUUGCUGCAGGUAGAGGUGCAGCACCUGAGACAAGACAACAUGAGACUACAGGAGGAGAGUCAGACAUCAGCCGCUCAACUCAGGAAGUUUACUGAAUGGUUCUUCCACACUAUCGACAAGAAACCCUGAAACUGUACUGGAGGACUAAUGCCCCUGGGAACAAGGACACUUUACUACCCCAGGGGGCAACAGAACUCUGACGACUACUGCCAUACUACUGCACUGAGAGAUACCUACUGCCCAAGGAGCAAUGGAACCCUCUACUGCCCUUGGGGGGCAACUAGACUUCUCGAAUGCCACAUGGACAGACAAUUUCUACAAGCUCAUGCUCAAGGCCCCAGGGAUAAAACAUAACUAUUCAAGGAAACCCUGUGCUGUGUGGGGGAGUCUGUUCUGGGGAACGCCUCUUUCUCUGUCCCCUGGGGAAUCCCUCUUUCUCUGUCCCCUGGGGAACGCCUCUUUCUUUGUCCCCUGUGGAACGCCUCUUUCUCUGUCCCCUGGGGAACCCUUCUGUCCUGGGGAACGCCUCUUUCUCUGUCCCCUGGGGAACCCCUCUUUCUCUGUCCCCUGGGGAACCCCUCUGUCCUGGGGAAUGCCUCUUUCUCUGUCCCCUGGGGAACCCCUCUUUCUCUGUCCCCUGGGGGACCCCUCUUUCUCUGUCCCCUGGGGAACCCCUCUGUCCUGGGGAACGCCUCUUUCUCUGUCCCCUGUGGAACGCCUCUUUCUCUGUCCCCUGGGGAACCCCUCUUUCUCUGUCCCCUGGGGAACCCCUCUUUCUUUGUCCCCUGGGGAACCCCUCUGUCCUGGGGAACCCCUCUUUCUCUGUCCCCUGGGGAACGCCUCUUUCUCUGUCCCCUGGGGAACGCCUCUUUCUCUGUCCCCUGGGGAACCCUUCUGUCCUGGGGAACGCCUCUUUCUCUGUCCCCUGGGGAACCCCUCUGUUCUGGGGAACCUUUCAUGAGGAUUCAACUUAAUGUCUGCUAUCUGCACCAGGAAUCAACAGGGCCUGCUAUCUGCACCAACCAUGUGGCAGACCUGGACUGUAAAGGCACAGUGGGAUAAAAAUAACAAAUAAAUAAUGAAUGUAGCUCAACUGACCUGAGAAGUAUUUUUUACUGUCUGUUUCCUCAACGUUCCUAAAGCCACAAACACUUAGAAGCCAACCUGAUGUUUGAUCCAAACACUUAGAAGCCAACCUGAUGUUUGAUCCAAACACUUAGAAGCCAACCUGAUGUUUGAUCCAAACACUUAGAAGCCAACCUGAUGUUUAUUCCAAACACUUAGAAGCCAACCUGAUGUUUGAUCCAAACACUUAGAAGCCAACCUGAUGUUUGAUCCAAACACUUAGAAGCCAACCUGAUGUUUAUUCCAAACACUUAGAAGCCAACCUGAUGUUUGAUCCAAACACUUAGAAGCCAACCUGAUGUUUGAUCCAAACACUUAGAAGCCAACCUGAUGUUUGAUCCAAACACUUAGAAGCCAACCUGAUGUUUGAUCCAAACACUUAGAAGCCAACCUGAUGUUUGAUCCAAACACUUAGAAGCCAACCUGAUGUUUGAUCCAAACACUUAAAAGCCAACCUGACGUUUGAUCCAAACACUUUGAUAUUAAAUACUUUUGUUUAAUCUUUAUGUUCUUCACUGUUGUAAUAUAGAAUCUCAAAGGGGCAGUAGGGUUGAUUAAAAGGUGCUCUCCUCCUCUCACGUGUUGUAGCUGUCUGAUGAAAACCUCUUAUCUCCACAACAGAACAUUUUCAGGAAAUGGGGAAAAACUGCCAUAUUUUACUAUACCAUUUUACCGAAACCUACAAAGUUUAAAAAACGAAUAUUUGUUCUUGUCCUAGAGUCAUGAAGUGUUCAGAGUACAUUGCGGGGAGUUACUGCUUUCAAUUUCUGUAAACAAAUAAAUACUAAAUGGUCAAAUUACAAAAAUUGAGUUACAAGGUUUUCAUUCGACAGCAUUUGUAAAACCUAUCUAUCACUUGUCUGUAGAUAUGCCGCUGUCACCACGUCUUAGCAAUAACAAAGUAGUUGUUAUUAUAAAAGUGUGUUUUUAAAAGUUAGCAGCACAAACGUAAGCAGCUCCUGUGGGGAGAAUGACGGUUCUAUUUGACAUGUAUCGAUAUCCUACAAGAGACUGUGGGUCUAUAUAGGUGUAGAAUAGUAUGGGUCCUUUCUCUUUGCUUUCGUUGUUACUACUCUUGCCUUGCCCAUGGAUCGCUCAGCUGAUACACAAACCUGGACUGCAUACCACAAGGCACACUAUUCCCUACAUAGUGCACUACUUUGGUCAAGAUUUGGUCAAAAGUAGUGCACUAUACUUUCGGAAUAGGGUGCCAUUUGUGAAGCAAACUCUAAUGCGUUAUAAUCACAGUAGCAAUCUGGGCCCAUAGGGCUCUGGUCUAAAGUAGUGCACUAUGUAGGGAAUAGGGUGCCAUAGGGCUCUGGUUUAAAGUAGUGCACUAUAUAGGGUGCCAUGUAGGAUAUAGCCAAUCACACUCACAAUGUCAAAAUGUCUCUCUCUGUACAUACGCUCCUCUACUGAAGUGUCUUGCUGUAUUUCAUAUUUAUAGAAACUGAUUUCACCUGAAGUUGUUUGUUUGAUUAAUUAAGCAUCAUAUAGCUAGCUAUUCCUCGUUCAGCACUAGGUUGGGAAAAAACUAUGUUUAUGUUGUAAAGUAUGUGUGAAGCUUCAUUUACAGGGCAGAAAUAUAUUAAAAUAUACAACUGAUUAUUCUUGUUGACUGUGUCCCAGAGCUCUGGUCUAAAGUAGUGCACUAAAUAGGGUGCCAUUUGGGACUCAUGUUUGUUUUGUUUUGGAGAUGAUUCCAACAUUUGGAUGCUGCUAGAUAAUCCGUCUGUUGGUUUGUUGCUUUUACAGGAUAAUAAUGUCUUUCUACGUUUAACUGUUUCAGCUCACAUGAGAUGUGAUAGGUUGCUUUGGUUUUCU
This is a messenger RNA of Salvelinus namaycush (lake trout), 3159 nucleotides long. Its product is annotated as signal-induced proliferation-associated 1-like protein 2. NCBI's taxonomy places the organism in Eukaryota, Metazoa, Chordata, Actinopteri, Salmoniformes, Salmonidae. Bases 19 to 339 code for a protein of 106 amino acids. The transcript is spliced from 3 exons. The record is from RefSeq and is a predicted model, not a curated record.